AUGGGAAAAUUGUUGCACGGCUUUGGCUUAGUUGCUUAUGGUAUUGUACUAAUUUUAUGCCUUCAUGAACACCAAAUACAUUGCUAUGCUAAAGUAGAUAUCAGCAGCAGCUGUGAUUUGUUUCAAGGGACUUGGGUUUAUGAUAAUUCUACCUAUACACUCUAUGACACCUCCAGCUGCUCUUUUAUUGAGACAGAGUUUGACUGCCAGAAAAAUGGACGGCCAGACAACCAAUAUCUCAAAUAUAGAUGGCAGCCUGACGCUUGUGCAUUGCCAAGAUUCCGUGGUGAGGACCUCUUGAGGAGGUUAAGGGGGAAGAAGCUACUGUUCGUAGGGGAUUCUCUAAGCCUCAACCAGUGGCAGUCACUAACAUGCAUGUUGCAUGCUGCGGUUCCUCAAAACAAUUAUACCAUAACAAGGAAAGGAGGCCUCUCUACGUUUUUUAUGCCUGAUUAUGAUGUUUCUGUUUUGUUAUCGCGCAAUGCAUUUCUGGUGGAUCUAGUGAGAACAGAGGCAGGCAUGGUUCUAAGGCUUGACUCCAUUACAAAUGGCAAUGAUUGGAAGGGAUACGACAUGCUCAUCUUCAAUACCUGGCAUUGGUGGCUUCAUAAAGGAAGCCGACAACCAUGGGACUACAUUGAAUCAGGAGGACAGAUACUCAAGGAUAUGGACCGCUUGGCUGCUUUUAAGGAGGGAUUAACUACUUGGUCCAAGUGGGUGGAUUCUAAUGUUGAUGCUAACAACACCAAAGUUUUCUUUCAAGGCAUUUCUCCUACCCAUUACAAUGGAAAAGAAUGGGACGAUCCAAAUUCAGCAUCAUGCAGUGGACAAACCCAACCUGUGACUGGUAGAACAUACCCAGCAGGUUCACCACCAGCAGCAACUGUGGUCAACGAUGUGUUGAAUGCCAUGUCAUCCCCAGUAACCUUGCUGGACAUAACUCUACUAUCGCAGUUGAGAAAAGAUGGGCACCCUUCUUUGUACGGCAAUGUUGGAAGAACGGGAAACGAUUGCAGCCACUGGUGCCUUGCCGGUGUCCCUGAUACCUGGAAUCAACUUUUUUAUGCAACUCUUGUGACCAGUGACUAA
This is a messenger RNA of Prunus armeniaca (apricot), 1089 nucleotides long. Lineage: Eukaryota; Viridiplantae; Streptophyta; Magnoliopsida; Rosales; Rosaceae. The record is from the annotation of a GenBank genome assembly.